CACGCACACACACACGCACACUGUUUGUUUAAAAUUGCUUGUAUUGUAAUUCAGUGUGUUCACCUGGGUGUGAACAGUAACCUUAGAAAUACACACACACCCUGCUGAAACUCUUAAAAUCAGAGUUAGAAGGUGAACAUCUUAACAGAAAUUAAUAAUGAGGUCUGAAAGUCCAGUGUGCCUCCGAGUCGUUUUCCUGGUUGUCAUCAUCCUGCUGUGUGCUGAAAUGUUAUUCUACAUUCUGUACACACAUAAAACUACCAUGCACCACAACAUCUCUAAAGAAGAAGAAGAAACUCUAUGUUCUGCAAACCACAUCCUACAGGAGCAGGACACGGUGGUGUUGGUGUGGAUGUGGCCGUUUGGACAUGAGAUGAAGCAGAGUUCCUGCAGCGAGCUGUUCCACAUCACUGGCUGUCGCCUAACUGAUGACCAACGUGAGUAUGACAAAGCUCACAUAGUCAUGUUUCAUCACAGAGACAUCUACAGAUACCUCUCCGAGCUGCUGAGGAUGAGGAGACCACUGCUCCAGAAGUGGGUGUGGAUGAACAUGGAGUCUCCUGCGAAUUCUCAGAGACUAGCUCAGCUGGACGACUUGUUCAACCUGACGGCAAGUUAUCGCAGAGAUUCGGACAUCUGGGUUCCUUACGGGAGAAUCGUAGCAGCAUCCAAGGAGCAUGAAACCUUUAAGAUCCCACACAAGGACAAAUUAGUCUGCUGGAUCGUCAACAACUGGAACUUGCACUUUAAAAGAGUCCGAUACUUCACAGAGUUACGGAAACACGUCUGGAUUCACACGUACGGUGGGGCCUUUAAAAAAACCCUAAGUGUUAAAGAGUACUAUAAAACCAUAUCGAGCUGUAAGUUCUACUUGUCCUUCGAGAACUCCAUUUACAAAGACUACUUCACAGAGAAGCUGUUUAAUCCUCUAAUGUCUGGGACAGUUCCUGUGGUUCUCGGUCCACCCAGGGAGAACUAUGAGGAAGUCAUUCCCUCAGAUUCAUUUAUUCAUGUGGACGACUUCAAAUCUCCUCAGGAACUGGCAGAACAUCUCAAAUAUAUGGACCAGAACCAGGAGGCUUAUGAACGCUACUUCACCUGGAGACAAUACUUCACUGCUGAACGUUCAUAUUUCGGUCUAGAACACGCAUGUCGUAGCUGUGAGCAUAUAAAGAACAAUAAGGCGUACAGAGUGUUUAAAAAUCUCAGUAAGUGGUACUGGGGUUAACUUUUAAAUGAAGUGUAGAUUAAGUUUUGAUAUUAAAUGACAGUGAAAGCUUCUAAAUAUGAUAUUUUAACAGUUCACACAAAGAAUUAUUAAACUCAUAAAUCUAGAAAAGUCCCAAAACAUCUUUCUUUCUUUUUUUCUAAAAUGUUUUAUGAAAUCUCUAAACCCAAUUAUUUAGAAAUUGUAUAAAACAAAUCUUUACAUACUAAGAGUACAGUGUGUUUAAAAACCCCACUGAACACUAAACUGUUGAAGUACGAUAAUGUUUCAUUUAUUUAUACAGAUUUGCAUUUCUUUUAACUCUGCAUUCGUGUCACAUUUUCAUGUCAGCUACAAAAAUGAACAAAAAAUGGUUUACAAAAAAUAAUAAAAAUCGUGAACUCUUUGAUUUACAUUUACAGCAUUUAGCAGACGCCGUUAUCCAGAGCGACUUACAUUUUUUUCUCAUUUUUGUACAACUGAGCAACUGAAAGUUAAGGGCCUUGCUCAGGGGCCCAGCAGUGGCAGCUUGGUGGACGUAGGAAUCGAACUCACAACCUUCCGAUUGGUAGCCCAACACCUUAACCACUAGUCUUCCACAUCCACCUUUGUUAAAGUCAGAAGAAGCAGAGUGAAGGCUCAGGAGGCUCAGGCUCAAGAUUUUAUUACGUGAAAGCUACUCAGUGGGAAUUUCAUCAAAACUUAAUCUUUAACACUCCCAGUACACAGUAUUUACUCUCAAUACAUGAUAAAUAACAAGAAUAACAAGAAACAUUUAGUUUUAAUGAUUCUAAUCUCUAAUCUCGCCUCUGAUUAAACUACAUCUUCAACAGAAACCUGUGAGACAAAUAUUUAACUUAGUCCUCAGAUGGUGGCAUUGCCUUUCUUCUCAUUCCUUUUUUUCUUUGUAUUUAUUUAAACACUGUGUUUAUAAAAGACUUCAAACAUCAGUUAAGGAGUGAAUUUCAUCAUCAGCUCUCACUCCUUCAGUAAAAGACACAGAACAGGUGACACGUCCCCAGGUGACACGUCCCCAGGUGACACGUCCCCAGGUGACACGUCCCCUACUCUGAAAUGCAGAUAGAUAGAUGGAUGUAAGCUGGAUUAAUUUAGCUCGAUGUAAAUUUUGCUUGAAUCUGACCAUCCAUGGUAAUUAUAUGACCUGUUGUGUGUUCCUCUUAUUGUGUACCUGAUGUAAAGGUGCGUCUAAAACGGGUGGGCAAACUUUUUGACUCGCGGGCCACAAUGGUUUCUAAAAUUUGACAGAGGGGCCGGGCCAGAAUAGGAGAUUGGUGUGUUUGUGUGAACUAAUAUAAAUUAAAUGUAAAAAACCUUACACGAAAAGAUUUGGAUUUUACAAAAGAUUUUACAAAUUUAUUACUUUAAUAACGUAGUAAUAAACUCAGUUCAGUUUCAUUCAGUUUCAGUGGGAA
Messenger RNA from Tachysurus vachellii, 2640 nucleotides. RefSeq names its product 4-galactosyl-N-acetylglucosaminide 3-alpha-L-fucosyltransferase 9-like. Gene Ontology annotation, molecular function: alpha-(1->3)-fucosyltransferase activity. The transcript is spliced from 2 exons. The coding region runs from base 158 to 1228 and encodes 356 amino acids. The record is from RefSeq and is a predicted model, not a curated record. Gene Ontology annotation, cellular component: membrane. NCBI's taxonomy places the organism in Eukaryota, Metazoa, Chordata, Actinopteri, Siluriformes, Bagridae.